CGGGCGAGCGGCAGCGCUACAGGUUGACGGUGGGCGGGUACUCCGGGACGGCAGGUGAUGCUCUGCGGUUCAGCAAAAGCUCAGCGUGGAUCCAUCGGACUCCUCCGCUGCUGCGGGUCGUUGACUGUCAGCCGCAGAUGUCCCACAGCCUCCCGGUGUCCUCUGCUACCUUCGCGGUCGUGUUCUAGUUCACCGAAACACCAAGCUUUGCGGCGGUGGGCUCUGUCGGUCAGCCCCUUUACCACAGUGAGGGCCCAGUUARCCUGCAACAUCACCAUCCACCCGCUGGACCCACACGCCUAUCCUGAGGCUGACCGAGCCUUCAUCACAGUCCGCGGUCCGAACAGCGACCAAAUGGACCACCUACAGGUCCACUAUGACGAGCAGAGCCAGGAGCUACUGAUCUCCACUCAGAAGGUCAACAGUGACGUCACGAUUGAGGUGGACGCACCCAUCAAAAGUAAUCUGUUCAUCACUACUGAAGGAAAAGGAAACGUAGAGGUGAAGAAGAUGGAGUGUGAGAUCUGCCAAGUACAAACACACCAGGGAAAUUGUUUACUUCAUUCUGUCAAGAGUCAUCGGGUUGAGGUGCGGUCCCACGGUGGACACGUUACAGGUGUGGGUACAAUCCAUGGCAAUGUGGACAUCAGUACAACAGGAGACAGUGUGGUGAAUGUUAAAAAGCUCCAGGGCACAACAAUGAACGUUUCAACAGAGAACGGGUCUCUUCAUGCCAAAGCCAUCUAUGCUGAGUCCAUCUGUGUGUUCUCCUGCUCAGGACGGGUUGAGCUGGGACAUGUGCACGGGAACACUACAGUGAAGAACGUGUCUGGAGAUWCAGUUAUUGAUGGUUCGAAUAGUUUCCUGAAAGUUUCCUCUAACAGUGGAGAUGUUGAUGCUUAUGUGGGAGAUGGUGGCUCUGCUGAACUCCACAGUCAGGAAGGAGCGGUGAGCGUGCGCGUCUCGCCCUUGUUAAGAGUUGGCGUGAAUCUUUGUGGAGCGUCGGUGGAUGUUAGCCCGGAGGUGGUUCUGCACGGAGCGGAAAAGAACACUUCCGACGGCUGCRCCACGCUUACAGGCUGUCUGAACGGAGAGUUUCCAGCUGACCAGUGGGUCAAAGCUCGGGCCGACAGAGGACCAGUCACACUCAGGACACAAAGCUGGUUCGAGUCUCUGAAACUAGGAAGCUAGAAGACAUGUUUCAUAACUGUUUGAUGCCGUCACUCCCCCCUGGGCUUUAUUUUUUUAAAUCCAAAACAAAUAUAACUGAACGUUAUUAGAUGACACAACUCUGUGCUCAGAAUGUUCUGUACAGAAUUUUAUUUUUAACAGAGUAACAAUUUAUUUAUGUUCUUUCUACAGUUACUGUGCAUUUGAUGGCCUCAAACUGUGACAUUGUUUACUUAUAAAAUAAGACUCUGCUUAAUGGAAGUCAAUCAUUUAAACAUUCUUGUCAGUGAAUAAUUACAAUUUUAAACAUAA
Messenger RNA from Austrofundulus limnaeus, 1482 nucleotides. RefSeq names its product family with sequence similarity 185 member A (gene fam185a). Lineage: Eukaryota; Metazoa; Chordata; Actinopteri; Cyprinodontiformes; Rivulidae. The coding region runs from base 58 to 1191 and encodes 377 amino acids. The record is from RefSeq and is a predicted model, not a curated record. The transcript is spliced from 9 exons.